Molecule: messenger RNA, 1262 nt
Organism: Drosophila obscura
Lineage: Eukaryota; Metazoa; Arthropoda; Insecta; Diptera; Drosophilidae
Exons: 1
Coding region: 25-972 (315 amino acids)
Biological process (GO): proteolysis
Molecular function (GO): serine-type endopeptidase activity
Source: RefSeq, a predicted model, not a curated record
AAACGGUUCAGCACUCUCAUCAUAAUGAUGCUGAUAGGCCUGCUGCCCGUACUCUGCUGGACCUCAGUGACAGCCAACCAGGCGGCCAUGCCCAUUCCCCAGUUUAUGGUGGGAGACGUGCCGGCCAAGGGACAGCCCUACCAGAUAGUGCGCAUCAUCGAGUACUUGGUGCCGCAUCCCUACAAGCCGCCAGCUGGAAGUUCUAAGAACAGAGCCGGGGCGGACAGUCUGGAGAUCAUUGCGCCCCACUUGGAGAGUCAGAUGAACAGGCAGCACGUCACAAACGAAGCUCACCACGGGGAGCGGACGAUCUUCAACGAGAGCGACAACGAGAGCUUUGCCACAGCAAAGCCAGCAGUGUCCUCUAAUUUCAUAGUUAAGAUAUACCCGAUGUUGGGGGUAGUCUGCACUGGAGCCCUGAUCUCCCACCGCCUGGUGCUGACCGCUGCGCAGUGCUUUCCGGCCAAUCACAGCCCCAUGCCGGAGCACUAUAUGGUGCAGGUCACCAAGUUUGGAAUGUAUGAGGUGGAGCUCAUACUGGUCGGACCCUCCUCGCAACUGGACCCACAUAUGGCUCUGAUGGUGCUACGGACGUCCAUCGUGGAAAUCGAAGCCAAGCCGGUCGCCCUUUGCGAUGCUCCACCCAGGCGGGGGGACAGUGUCAUCAUGUACAUGUCGCAGCAGCUGCCGCGCUUCCUGCGCACCCAAAUCGUCCCCAAACGGGUCUGCAGGAACACCUUCGCCAACCUAGAUGCCGCCUACAUCACGGAGAAGAUGCUUUGCGCCCACAACACGAACAAGCGUGAGGAUUGCCAGACGACCAAGGGGGAUCCGCUGGUGCACCGGGAGCGGCUCUGUGGCAUCAACAUCCACGGACCGCGCUGCCUGGACGGAGCCAUAAAUGGGGAUCUCUAUGCGAAUGUUUUCAAGGCCAAGCAGCAUCUGCUGACCAUGAUCGAGCGCUACAGCUAAAGGGCUUUAAAGAUGCGAAAACCCCACAACCAAAUUAAAUUUAUUGGGCAUGUGCCCCGCAUGUAUGCGGAUGCCCAAAUCAAAUCAAUGUCACUAACCAAACACGCAAAAUCGAAUGGGAAAAAAAGCUGGAAAAUUGGGAGGGGACAACGCCUCCUUUUGUUAGUCGCUGGGAAAAUUGAAAGGCGCUGCCGACAAAAAUCAGACAAAACGUUUUUUUAAAAUUUUUAUUAUUUUCUUUCAAUUUGUGGCUAAAAAAAAUUAAACUUCAACCAUCAAAAUGCCCUGAA